Messenger RNA from Chlamydomonas reinhardtii, 2259 nucleotides. RefSeq lists its product as uncharacterized. NCBI's taxonomy places the organism in Eukaryota, Viridiplantae, Chlorophyta, Chlorophyceae, Chlamydomonadales, Chlamydomonadaceae. The coding region runs from base 64 to 1479 and encodes 471 amino acids. The transcript is spliced from 12 exons. Gene Ontology annotation, biological process: cell motility. Gene Ontology annotation, cellular component: Golgi apparatus; motile cilium; microtubule. Gene Ontology annotation, molecular function: microtubule binding; small GTPase binding. The record is from RefSeq and is a predicted model, not a curated record.
ACCAAUUUCGUUUGUAUUUCGACACGCAUAUCAAACCGCUGGCACUGGAGUAAACAAGCAACCAUGGCCCCCAAGAAGAAGGGAACGAAGAAGGAGUCCAAGAAGGAUGCGGUCGCGACGGGCGACAUCGAGGGUGCCUCGGUGGAGGAGCUCAACCAAAAGAUUGGGACACUGGAGAAAGAGAAGAACAAGGAGGAGGAAUACCGCAACUACAUGCAACUAGAGCGAGACAAGAUCAAUGCAUUCUGGGAAAUCACAAAGAAGGACCUGGAGGACCGGCGCGCGGAGCUGCGGAACAAAGACCGUGAAAUGGAGGAGAUGGAGGAGCGGCACCAAGUGGAAAUCAAGGUUUACAAACAAAAAGUAAAGCAUCUGCUUUACGAGCACCAGAACAACAUCACGACGUUGAAGUCGGACGGCGAGCUAGCGCUAAAGCUUCAACAGGACGAGUACCGCAAGCGGGAGGGGGACCUGGGGAAGGACAAGCGCAACCUCAAACUGGAGCUCAAAGAGCAGGAGCUGGCGCACCAGGACAUCAUCCGGCAGUUGAAGCUGGAGCACGCCAAGGAGAUCACCAAGCUGCGGCAGGAGUUCGAGCAGCAGGCCAAGGACCUGCAGAGCAAGUACGAGAAGAAGAUGAAGAUGCUGCGAGACGACAUGGAGCUGCGGAGAAAGCAGGAGAUCCACGAGAUCGAGGAGCGCAAGAACACGCACAUCAACGAACUGAUGAAGAAGCACGAGCGCGCCUUCGCAGAGAUCAAGAACUACUACAAUGACAUCACACACAACAACCUGGACCUGAUCAAGACGCUCAAGGAGGACGUGGCGGAGAUGAAGCGGCGCGAGGCAGCCAACGAAAAGCUCAUGUACGAGAUCGCGCAGGACAACAAGAAGCUGUCUGAGCCGCUGUCGCGCGCGCUCAAGGAGGUGGAGCUGCUGCGGCAGCAGUUGGCCAACUACGACAAGGACAAGCUGUCACUGGCGCAGACGAAGGCACGGCUGCUGAACGCGGAGCGGCAGAUCAAGAACCUGGAGUGGGAGAACGAAGUGCUGUCGCAGCGCUUCAGCAAGGUGCAGACCGAGCGCGACGAGCUCUACGGCAAGUUCGAGGCGUCCAUCUACGACGUGCAGCAGAAGACCGGGCUCAAGAGCGCGCUGCUGGAGAAGAAGGUGGAGGCGCUGGGCGAGGCUCUGGAGAUGAAGGAGGCGCAGCUGGCGGAGGUGCUCACGGCCGCCAACCUGGACCCCGGCACCCUGGCCGCCAUCAACCAGCGGCUGGAGGAGGUGCUGGACAACAAGAACCAGAUCAUCAAGGCGCUGCAGUACGAUGUGGCCAAGGUGUCCAAGGCGCACAACGACCUCAUCCGCGUGUACGAGGCCAAGCUCACAGAGUUCGGCAUCCCGGUGGACGAGCUGGGCUUCCGGCCACUGGUCACCAACACCAGCACCGGGCCCGCGGGGCUGGUGGUGGGCGCGUGAGGCAGGCGGUGUGGGCGGCGGCGGUUUGGGCGGCGGCGCUGUGGGAAUGGGGAUGGGUGCCGGGGAUGCAUGAAUGGACUGGCUUUUGACGGUGCCGACUGACGUUGGGCUGUGGGACGUGGUGAUUGACAAUGACAGAGAUUGAACUGCGCGUGCGUGUGCGUGUGUGUGUGUAGGACAGGGCGGCGGCGAUGUAGUGGCAUGGACGGUGCGGUGGUGGAGGUGUUGCAAGAUUCUGGCGGCGGGCUAGGUCUUCAAUGGGCUGGUCUGUCCCGUGCUGUGCAGUGCACACGCGGCACAGGCGUGGGCCACAGCACUGGGUGUAGGAGGGUAGCUGUGUUGACACGUGUUCGCGACGUGCGUGCACCUGUGCGUGUGUAUGCGUGUGUGAGGAAGUAGUAGUACCGUAGAAGCGGCUGGGGGCAGCGGGCAACCGGGUUGGGACCCGGGCCUCCUGCGCAGGAUGAGGCGGGUCGCAAUGGAUUCCCAGGGCGGGCCUGCUUGAAGCCGUUAAAGGCAGGGGCUAGAUGGGUAGGCUGGUGUCGCAUGCACGUCGUCUGGAAAGGAACUAGCAGGUAGGUAAAGGACACGCCGGUGGCAAGCAGGCUGUGGGGUGUGCCAACACAAGAUGGUUAGAUGGCCGGAAAGAAGGAAUACGCAGUGAGAUCCAUUCUGCCGCUGCGUUUUGAGUUACGCAUAAUUAGCAUUCCUUGUAUGGGUACUUGGAACUGUUGGCAGAGACUGUGUGCUGCACCCUCUCUGUCAAACACCAAAUGGACA